GAGAGAGAGAGAGAGAGAGAGAGAGAGAGAGAGAGAGAGAGAGAGAGAGAGAGAGAGAGAGAGAGAGAGAGAGAGAGAGAGACGGUGGGGGGGGGAGGCUUGGGGUUAAGCAGAAGUGGCGUGGUGGAAUGGAACUGGGGAAGCUGGGAGACGAUUUGCUACGGAAUAUUCUCACGAAGCUUCCAUUCAAUGAAAGAAUCUUCACCGCACCCUGUGUAUGUCGUCAGUGGUUGAGGGUGGCGCGGGAGCCGGAAUGUUUUCGAGAGAUCGACACGAGGGAGUGGGCGGAGAGGCAAGGGCUUUUGCUACAUGACACCAGGUGGCGCAAACCCGUUAUUAUCGGUGGUCGGUCCAUCCCCGCCCGUGCGGAUGCUAUGUUGAAGAAGGUGGGUGAGCUAAGCAGAGGUCAGGUGGAGACGUUGAUCCUUCAGUAUUGCACUACGAAGGGGAUGAUGGCUGUUUGUGCUGGGCAGACGAGCCUCAGGCGUCUAGAACUUUGGUCUGUGUUCGCUUCCCUUAACCAGCGGUGGAUUGAUCAUUUGCUGAGAUCAUGUCCGCAAUUAGAACACUUAAAGAUUGGUGACGUCACCUUUCCAGACUCUUUUAGUCGAUUCUCGUUUUGCAGACCUCACCCUUACUCCCCUUACUCUCCUGUUCCUCAUCGAAUCCCCUCUUCUCUCCUCACAAGUGCCGCCCUCGGCGACGAUUCUGUAAUCGACGAGAGUGAUUCCGUCGUGUGGAUGGAACCGGCCCAGAAUACGUGUCGCAAUCCCCUUCCUCCCAGAUUUCGUUCUCAACCGAUUCAACCGGUGCUCUUGCAUGGUGGUUGCGCGGAGGAGGAAGACAGUGACGACGGAUCUGAUGGGCAAGGUGGAGGAGGGGGAAAGGAAGGGGAAAGAGAGGGCCGGGGUGGCGAUGAAGGGUCUGUGCAAAGCGAUGAAGUGGGAGGAGGAGAAGGAGGAGGAGGAGGAGGAGGAGGUGAAAUGGAGAGAGAGGAGGGGCGGCGGGGUGAUGAAGGCUCGGCGGGGAUCGAUGGAGUAGUAGGAGGGGAACAUGAGGAAGAAAGCGAUGAAGGUUCUGGGGGGCAAGAUGAAGAUGGAGGAGGAGGAAAUAGCGUGGACGUAGAUGGGCAGGAUGAUGACGAGGGGUCGGCGGCAACUUCACCCACAAGCCAUGAAGCGGGAGGAGGAGGAGGAGAAGGAGGAGGAGGAGGAGGAGGAGGAGGAGGAAAAAGUGAUGAAGUGCAACGAGAGGAGGAGGGGGGUGAUGAAAGUUCUAGGGCGAGGAGGCAGGAAGAAGCAGGAGGAGAUGAAGUUGAAAGAGAGGGGCGUGGUGAUGACGUACUAAGGUGUUCGCCUGUCCAUGGAGAAGGAGGAGGAGGAGGAGGAGAGGGAGGAGGAGGAGAGGGAGGAGGAGGAGGAGGAGGAGGAGGAGGAGAACAUGAGAUGGAAAGAGAAGAGCCUGGGCGGGGUGAUGAAGGUUCUGCGGCAAGCGAUGAAGUGGGAGAAAGAUGCGGACGAGGAGGAGGAAAUGAAGGGGAAAGAGAAGAGCCUGGGCGGGGUGAUGAAGUAGCAGUCGAAGAAGCCAGGGGAAAAGGACGGGAGGUCGUGAGUGAUGGUGGUGAGGAGGAGGAGGAGGAGGAGAAGGAGGAUCUUGUGACCGUCUUCUCAGUCUAUACUUGGUGGCUGUCGCCGGCUGGUCGCCCUCAAAGGCUCGUUUUCCCCGCACGCCCUCCUCCAACCAUUGACGAUGAAGAUGAAGACGAUGAUGACGGUUCUUCUUCAUCUUCAUCCAGCUCAUCUUCAUCGAACGGCGAAGAGCAGCAGACCGAUCUCCAGAUGCGGGGAGGUAAUCAUCAGGAGGAAGGAGGGCAAGGGCAUGAUGACGUAGUGGAUCCUGUUGCUACGACGACGGCGUCGGCGGCUGCCUCUGGCCCGCUAGAAAAUUAUGAUCUUGAUGUCUCAUUACGUCAUCAUACCGUUGAUGGAUUGUCAGUCCUGAGCAUCGCCAGGAGCUGUCCAAAUUUGAAGACGCUUCAUCUCACAUCAGCUCCCGGCAGCGAAGGUUGUCUGACUGACACCUCGAUGAUUGCCUUAGUCGAAGGAUGCACUGGACUGACCGAUCUGUCUCUUACCUCACCCGCCUAUCCCUUCCUCAUCUUCUCCGGAGAUGCCGAGCAGCCGGAGUGCGCCGCCAUCCGCGCCCUUGGGGGAUGCCAGCAACUGCGAAACCUCUCUCUCUGCAGUUUGCCGCUGCCGGCCUUCGAUGCCUUACAAGAUGAUAAUGGGUGCUGCCCUCUGUUAUCUUCUUUGUCUCUGACUUCGCGAGAAGAGUGGUAUGACCUAAACCUAUGGCAUUCCUACUUCCGUUGCACUAGACGUCGACAGCUGACAUCUCUGUGCGUGAUAGAUAGCAUCUACUUCGGCGACUCUCAGCUGGAGGCGGCAGUGACAGAGUGUUUGGGCUUAACAAAACUCGACGUGAGCGGCACGCGGGUGUCCGACUGGGGGAUCGCUGCAGCGGUGCGGAAUUGCGCUCACCUGCGAAUACUUAGCGCAUCUCGGUGUAGAUACGUCACCGACGAAUCAGUUAGGCUUGUGGCGGCUGCAGCUGGGCGGCAGCUGCGCGAGCUGUGUUUCGACGACACCAGCGUCACACACAACGCCUUGUCUUCUCUUGCCUGCCUGGGAACACACACAUCAGGACUUGUUAGGCUUCUGCUCUAUGGAUCUCUAGUCGGAGGAGGAGGAGGAGGAGGAGGAGGAGGAGGAGGAGGAGAAGGAGUCUCUACCUUACCUUCCUUGGAAUCUUUGAGAAGUUUAGAGGUCAUUCUUCAGCGCCAUGCCCAUCUGGAGGAGGUGGGUUUGCGCAUCUUCGAUCCGUUGUUGGAUGCGCAGCAAGCGGAGUGCAUGGAGUUGAUGUGGGGACAAGCCGUGGCGGCGCGAAGCGUCGCUGAGGUCCUAUCGACGCGGGUGAGCGGCGCUCUGCCUGAGAAAGGGGGAUUGCGGAGCAGCAACAAGAGGAACGAUUUUGAGUAUGGCUGCGAGUCCGGUGUAGAUGAUUGGGAGCCUCGUCUUCCCGCCUGGCAGUGCUGUGGUCCUUUCCUUCGUUGCCUCUCUGCAGUGGGUCCGUCCUUACGCAGCCUGCAUCUCUAUUGCGACCCGAGAGCGCUUUUCGCCGACUUCGAGGAAGGAUUUCUCGGUUUCCUCAGCUCCUGCCCCAAUCUCCUCUCUCUCAGAUUGACAGGGUUCGCCCAAGUAAGCGAUGCCAUCGUGUACAAGCUGGGGGCUCUGUGUCCUUCGCUCGAGCAUCUCGCCAUAGCUGGCUCUCGAAUACCCUUCUGGAAAGGUAUUGAGCACCUGGCGGUCACAAGCCCCAGACUCAAGUCGUUCGAGUACCGUCCCGGCCAUUACAAGGACGUCCUCUUAGACGAAGCCUACGAGCAGGUGACACGUGUGAGGAGGGGAAGCUAUAAAUAACCUACUACCGGCUUCCGCCAAGCUGCCUUCUUGCCCCGAACACAAACGCACGCACCCUCAUUGUGAUCCGCCAGGUGCUCGAUAGCUUUCCAGAAGGGUAUUCGAGCGCCUGGGGCCAAGUCCCACUUACCCGAAUGAUCGAUUUCUGAGCGCAGAUUCGGAAGAUCAACGACCCAAAAUCAAGGAUCAGCGUAAGU
Chara braunii is the source of this 3676-nucleotide messenger RNA. Lineage: Eukaryota; Viridiplantae; Streptophyta; Charophyceae; Charales; Characeae. The record is from the annotation of a GenBank genome assembly.